AUGAAUGUAUUGGUGGUCUUGGUAUCCGUGAGCCUGACUCUCAGCGCGUCACAUCUGCACGGCUCCGCCCACCAUCCCAGCGAUGAGCACUAUGUGGAUGGCGAGCACCACGCCGACUAUGACAAGAAGAUGUUCCUGGGAGGAGAGGAAGAAGCGGAAGAGUUUGCUGAGCUGAGUCCAGAAGAACAGCUGAAAAGAUUAAAGUCCAUCAUUAAAAGAAUCGAUAUUGACGCAGAUGGAUUCCUGACGGAAGAGGAGCUCAGUUUGUGGAUCCAAAUGUCCUUCAAGCAUUAUGUGUUAGAAGACACCAAGGAGCAGUUUGCAGAAGUCGACCAGAAUGGAGACGGAAUCGUCACCUGGGAGGAGUACAACCUGCACAUGUACGAUCGUAUCAUCGACUACAAUGAGGACACGGUCCUAGAAGAUGACGAGGAGGAAUCCUUCCGCCUGAUCCAUUUAAGGGACAAGAAGAGAUUUGAACGCGCGGAACGCGACAAUAAUCCGGGGUUGAAUCUGAGAGAAUUUACAGACUUUGAGCAUCCUGAAGAAACGGAUUACAUGUCGGAGUUCGUUAUCGAAGGAGCAUUAGAAGAACAUGACAAGGAUGGCGAUGGAUUUGUUAGUUUGGAGGAAUACCUCGGUGAAUACUCCCAGGAUCCAGAUGCCACCGAAGACCCCCAGUGGGUGAUUGUGGAACGAGACCGCUUUGAGAACGAUUAUGACAAGGAUGGUGACGGGAAGCUCAACCCCACCGAACUUCUGUCUUGGAUCGUCCCAAACAAUGUCGGGGUGUCACAGGAGGAGGCCAGUCAUCUGGUGGAAUCCAUUGACAAGGACGGCGAUGGGAGACUUUCGGAAGCGGAGAUCAUGCAGAGCCGGGACAUCUUCCUCACCAGCGAAGCCACAGAUUACGGCCGGCAGCUUCAGGACGAACAUUUCUACCACGACGAGCUCUGA
Staurois parvus is the source of this 957-nucleotide messenger RNA. The record is from the annotation of a GenBank genome assembly. Lineage: Eukaryota; Metazoa; Chordata; Amphibia; Anura; Ranidae.